AUGAAAAUUACUAUCGUCAACGAACAAAAUGGAGACACUACGGGGAUAGAGAUCUCGAAUGAUUUCACUUUGGCGGACUUGAAAGCCUACAUCGAAGCAGAAAGCGGAGUAAACCAAACUAAUAUGGUGUUGUGCCACAAUAAUAAACAGUUACAAGGUUCAGACAGCACGCUUCAAAAUUUGGGAUUAGCAGAUGAUGAUAUACUUGUCUUGAGGACACAGACACAACAAGCCGCAACGAUCACUCCUCCUGGAGCCGGCUUAAAUGAUAGUGUGGAGUUAUAUCGACAACAGAUAUUGGCUAAUCCGGCAAUGAACUCGCAAAUCAGAAAUACAUACCCGCAGCUUCAUGAUGCUAUCGAUGACCCAAACAGAUUUAGAGAGGUCUUUCUCAGAGUUAUGCAAUCAGAGGUUUCAGGAAACCAUGGACGUGACGAGGAGUUGAGAAGACUUCAAGAGAAUCCCGAUGAUCCAAAGAACCAAGAGAGAAUCCUCGAAAUAAUUAGGGAGCAGCAGAUUGAGGAGAACUUACAGCUUGCAUACGAUACCUCGCCAGAAUCGUUUACUGAUGUCUGUCACUUAUACAUGAAGUUGAAGAUUAACGGCCACGAAACUUUUGCAUUGGUUGACACUGGAGCAAAGCUGACGGUUAUCCAUCCCAAGCUAGCAGAAGAGUGUGGAAUUCUGAAUUUGGUAGACAAGAGGUUUGCUACCAUGACUGCUGGUGUCGGAACCGCAUACAGUGAAGGCAGAAUUCAUAGCGUGCCCGUCAGUUUAGGAGACACAGGAAUUGAUGUGCCUUGCUCCUUCACUGUUUUGGAUAUCCCAGUGGGAAUCUUGUUUGGAAUUGAUAUGCUCAAAAGACACAAAUGCACCAUCAAUCUUGCCAAAGAUGUUUUGGAUAUUGGCGGCCUUGAAAUUAAAUUCUUGAACGAAAGUGAGAUUGAGAAGUAUGUGAAACCCUAUGACUCUGAUGCUAGAAAGUCUGCUCGUGAUUCACUUCUUAGCUCUCUCAACAAACCUCUGCUUGUUAAACCGCAAGCAAAUGUUGCUGGUAGCUCUACUUCUGUUGCGAAGCCAACUCCAUCUGGCCGUUCAAGUAAUUCUCCUGGUGAAUCUGCUCCAACUGGUACAAGCGCUUCGGCUGAAGGCUCAUCAGCUCAGACAGAGGAACAAACUUUCCCAGUAGAGAGUAUUAACCAACUUCUUUCGCUAGGAUUUACGCGAGAUGAAGCGGCUGCGGCCUUAAGGAGUACAAACGGCAAUGUUGAACUUGCAGCAUCUUUAUUAUUUAACUAA
This is a messenger RNA of Clavispora lusitaniae ATCC 42720, 1299 nucleotides long. RefSeq names its product Ddi1p (gene DDI1). NCBI's taxonomy places the organism in Eukaryota, Fungi, Ascomycota, Pichiomycetes, Serinales, Metschnikowiaceae. Gene Ontology annotation, molecular function: protein binding; aspartic-type endopeptidase activity. Gene Ontology annotation, biological process: proteolysis. The record is from RefSeq and is a predicted model, not a curated record.